This is a messenger RNA of Corythoichthys intestinalis (scribbled pipefish), 6383 nucleotides long. RefSeq lists its product as uncharacterized. Bases 1 to 2547 code for a protein of 848 amino acids. The record is from RefSeq and is a predicted model, not a curated record. The transcript has 3 exons. NCBI's taxonomy places the organism in Eukaryota, Metazoa, Chordata, Actinopteri, Syngnathiformes, Syngnathidae.
AUGGUAAAGCGGGUGGGUCUGGGUCUAUCCACUCCACCAUCCACACUGCUGCUGGCACUCCGCAAAGCUUUGAGUGAUGCCAUCCAGCCCCCUCAGACCUCACUGGCCACCAAUCAGCUCCACGAGCCACAGGUGAAUCCUGCCAACUCCACCAAAGCCAAAAAGUUAGACGGUUAUAAGUUCCGCUGGCUGGCGUCGUCCAGAUAUGUAUACAAGAAAUGCCCGAUGCUCCUCCGCAGACUGUGGAAACUGUUGAGGAGAGUAUGGGUGAAAGGUAGCAUUCCAGCUUCCUGGAAAAGAGCAGAAGGGUGCUUCAUACCCAAGGAAAUGGACUCCUCUGACAUCAGCCAGUUCCGAACUAUUUCUCUCCUGAGUGUCGAAUGCAAGAUAUUUUUCUCUGUACUGGCAAAACGGCUGACUACCUACAUAGUGAAGAAUAAUUACGUAGACACAUCAAUUCAGAAAGGAGGCAUCCCAGGCUUUUCCGGAUGCUUGGAACAUAUAGGGGUCCUCAACCAAAUGAUCCAGGAGGCCAAGGUAAGCAAGAGCAAUCUAACAGUUGUCUGGCUCGACUUGGCCAAUGCAUAUGGGUCAAUCCCCCACAAUCUUAUCGACAAAGCUAUGGAACAUUAUCACAUCCCUCACCAUAUUAGAGGAAUGAUCACCAGCUACCUCAGAGGUUUCAAGUUCCGCUUCAAGACUGUCCACUUCACCACCCAGUGGCAGGACCUUGAAAAAGGGAUUGUGACAGGUUGCACGAUCUCCCCCAUCCUUUUCAUCAUGGGAAUGAAUCUGCUCAUUGCAGCAGCGCAGAAGGAAUCCAGAGGCCCCUUAAUGAAGUCAGGCAUCCGCCAACCACCAAUUAGAGGUUUUAUGGACGACCUAACAGUUACAACAUCAACCCAUGUACAGGCAAGAUGGAUUCUGAGGGCACUUGAGGAUGUGGCAACAUGGGCUCGUAUGAAGUUUAAGCCAAAGAAGUCAAGAAGCAUGGUGAUCAGAAACGGAAAAGUUACCAGCAAGUUUCAGCUCCAGGUCCAGGGGGAGACUAUUCCAUCAAUCGAGGACAACCCAGUUAAGUGUCUGGGGAAGUGGUAUGAUUCAUCACUUACUGAUAGAGAUAAUGUUACCAGAACGAAGAAGCAGGCAGUUGACUGGUUGAAGAAGAUCGAGAAGUCAGGGUUGCCAGGGAAGUUCAAGGCUUGGCUCUUCCAGCACGGGUUACUGCCAAGACUCAUGUGGUUGUUGACAAUCUAUGAAGUGCCUACGACAUCAGUGGAGGAAAUCGAGAGGCAAGUAAAUAAACAUCUCCGCAGCUGGCUCGGGAUUCCACCAAGCUUCACUUCAGUCGGCCUAUAUACCAGAUCUGGGCAGUUACAGCUACCCCUGUCUUCAGUGGUUGAGGAGUUUAAGGUGGCCAAGUGCAGAGUCGAAAUGAUGUACAGAGACUCCGGCGACGAACGAGUUAGAGGCGCAGGCAUCACAACAAGAUCAGGACGCAAAUGGGCAGCCAAUACAGCAGUGGCCCAAGCAACAAGCACGCUGAAGUUAAAGGACAUCAUGGGGAACCCGUGCAUAGGCAGACAAGGACUUGGAUCCACUCACUUCCAGCAGUGGGGCAAGGCAAACCUAAGGCAGAGAAGCCAUAUGGUCCAGGCUGAGGUCCGACACUUGGAGGAGGAAAGGCGGAGGGCGAGGGCUGUGGAACUUGGACUACAAGGAGCCUGGACAAAGUGGGACCUGCCAGAGAGGAAAAUCACAUGGGCUGAGCUCUGGAGACUGGAGCCAUUUCGUAUCUCUUUCCUGCUACGAGCAGUGUAUGACACCCUACCGUCACCAUCAAACCUCUACAGAUGGGGUAUGAGGGAAGACCCAUCGUGUAGGCUUUGUGGCGGGAGAGGAACCAUGGCGCACAUACUGGCAGGGUGCAAGACUGCCCUCAGCCAGGGGAGAUACAGAUGGCGCCAUGACAAGGUCCUUCAGGCACUGGCAGAUAUCUUGGAGUGGGAAAGGGUCAAAAAGCGGCAGACCAAGGCAAGACAUAUGCCAGCAAUCCAUUUCAUUAAGGAGGGGGACAAACCACCAGCCUCCAGGAAAAUCAAGAAGAGCCUCCUGCAAGCGGCACAGUCGUGGGAGAUGAGGGUGGACCUGGGAAGGAAGUUAUUCUUUCCCCAGGUCGUUCAUACUUUGUUGAGGCCUGAUGUGGUCAUCUGGUCAGAGGAGGCAAAGAAGAUCAUCUUGAUCGAGCUGACUGUGCCAUGGGAAGACGGGUGCGAGGAGGCUGCGGAGCGGAAAGCAACCAAGUAUCAAGACCUCAUCCUUCAAUGUAAGGAGAAAGGAUGGCAAGCUUGGCUCUUUCCGAUGGAGGUUGGCUGCAGAGGUUUCCCAGCACAAUCAGUAUGGAAGACACUUACUGCCCUCGGAAUUGCAGGACGUGAGAGGAGGGCAGCGAUACGUAGGUUGGGGGAGGCUGCAGAAAGAGCAUCUUGUUGGCUUUGGAGUAGGAGGGAGGAGUUGAGCUGGGGGCCAGGAGAAGGUGGGCAGUGACUGGCCAUCACUGCCGGCCCGCCAACUGGAGGGCGUUGUGGUUCAGGGUCGAAACGCCCAAUGAAGGUUGGACACCACCUGACGACACCUUCUCCUGGCUGAAAGCUACAGUCAUUCUAGCGCGACUGUAAGAGGUAGCAUCGUUGUAGAUGUAUUCAUUAGUCUAUCUAUAUAUUUUUAAUUACUCGUGGCUUUUUAAAAAAAAAAAAAAUUACUAUUUAAAAAAAUUUUUUUUUUUUUUUUUACAAAAUGUAUCCCACGAUUCAUUCAUUUAAUUGACUCGAAAUUAUUCAUACAUUGUUUAAUUUCCCAUUGCAAAAUAUGCGUGGAUGACAUUGUAAUAUACUGGGUGAUUCAGAAGAAUGUGCGAAAAUCACGCAUUUAUUAAUUUAAAAUCACUGAAAUGGACUGAAGUAUAAAAUUAAUCAAUUCAUUAAAAUUUUAAUAAUAAUUAAAAUAAUUAAAAGUUUUUUUUAACAAGUAAGUAAUUUUAACAAAUUAAAAGUCAUAUCUGCUUGAAGUUGUCCGUGCCGCUGGUGGUGGUCACAUUGAGCACUUGUAAAGCAUGAAAUUAAAAAAAAAAAAAAAACGAAGUUAUAUACAAUACUUGUAUCUAGCUAGUUAUUGCUUUGUUUGUUUGUUUGUUUGUUUUUUUAAUAUACCACAAUGGUUUUGGCACAUUCUUUUUAAUCACCCUGUAUAAUUGCAUGUCAAAUAGGGGCUGCAAAAUAUUGACCCAGGGGCCGCAACUGACUCCCGGGCUGCAAGUUUAAGACUACUGUACUAUAAAAAUGUAAUAAAAACGUUCAUGGAAAAAAAAAAGUUUGUGCAUGAAAUGGUUAAAGCAAAAUUAACCUAGCUGUAUUUUGUGUUGCAUCUUUGUGCAUUUAAAAACACCAGAUGUUCAUUAGUCAUGUUGGAAGCUUAGCAAAGACGCAAAGUGUGAGUAAUUAGCUGUUUUCGUGAUGCCGCUUUGACCUCGUGCCAUUUUAAAUCCUCCUCAAGUCAAAACCCCAAAUCACGAAACAGAUCAUGCUGCACAUUGUAGACGUUGAAGAUGCUCUGGCAUUGGUCGCUCUGAAAUAGCCACUCGGUUUGCGUGCAGGAAUAAUUGUCCUUCAUUCUCUUUCCGUCUACGAGCCAAGUGUUUGAACGUGUGCUCUAGUUUCGAGUUCCUGUCCUACAUUUGAAAAUGUAAUCACCCCUCGCCAAUUCACUCAGGGAGGUCAAAAGUGAUAGUAUUGUGUGUAACGAUUUUCAAGGCAUUCUCUUUCAAAACCCCAAGAAACAUGGAAUGAAUGCUUGAGCUUACCAAAGACAAAUUAGAGCUCAAUUUUGUCACAUCAAACUUAGUUACAUUUUAUUUGAAUACCCCUGCUGUUGGGACAAAAAUUGGAGAUAAUUGAAUACAUUUCAGAAAGAUACAGUAUAUUUCUUAGAUUUUCAUAUACCAAGCACACAAUUACUAUGUUGGAUUAUACUAUCAAGGUAUUGAAAAUUCGUUAUUGGUUUUUAAAAUAUUUCAAAUAGUAAAUUUAUUUUUUAAAUCGGGCAAAUGUAAUCUGUACAUACUCCUAUUCUCCACUUGUCAGCUGAGUUUUAUAUACUACUCCAGGUGCUUCUCAUCUGUUUUCCAGAAGUGGGUAGUAACGCGUUGCAUGUACUCCGUUACAUUUACUUGAGUAACUCUUUGAGAAGAAUGCAUUUCUAAGAGUAUUUUUACCAAGCCAUACUUUUUACUUUUACUUGAGUAGAUCUGUGAAGAAAAAAACGCUACUCUUACGCCGCUACUUUGGGCUACACAAGAGUCGUUACAUUUUUCCUCUUUAUUCAACAUAUUAGAUUUUAUUUAUUUAUUUUUUAUUUUUUGCUAGCGAUGCUAUUGUCAAGAGUAGCGCUACUAAUUUCACCAAUGAAACGUCGCAACAAUAAUCACAUGACUCCAUUACACCAAUUAGACGCAAGCUUGCCAUUCUAUGAUCACGCCAGCCCAACAUUGUUCACAUCCUUAAGUUUGAUCACAUAUCUGUUCUUCGCCUUAGUAACGAGUUUGUCUCUUUAUCGAACUUGCAAGUUAAAAUUUAAUGUCCCGCGAGCCAGACCUGCUUCCAAUAUGGCUGCGUUGUUGUCAAAUCUCACGUGAUCCCCCAUUCUGUGACCUAAACGCUCGAGCCUAAUAGCGCACGUACUUCAGAGCCGGUGUUUUCACACACAAACCGGAACAGUGCGUGCGGCAAACACACACACGCAAAGCAGAUGCAGAGGGAUAUGAUGGCAGAGCAUUCAGAGGAAAAUUUGUCCUUUACGAGGUGGAGAUAUAAACACUAUUUCAAGUUGGUCGAAAUUAAAGGAAAGAACGUGCAUGUAAAGUGUAAUUUAUGUCCCGAGGCAAAGCUUUCGGCGACAUCUGCGGUAUGCAAUUCAAAUCUGUUUAUUUUUGUUGCACUUCAAGUGUAGGAUAAAUCUGUUGCUGGUGAGGGGCAAUAAAUAUUACAAGGUUCUAUAACACAAAUGCCUGUCUCUUCUCUAUUCAACUGACUGGAAUACUGCUCAGAAAAUCUGAAAUUCUUUGACAGACAACAACUUCUUUUUAAUGUAACGGAAAUAGUUACUUUCCCCUGGAACUAGUUACUUUUACUAUAGAGUAAUUCAGUUACUAACUCAGCUACUUUUUGGAAGAAGUAGUGAGUAACUAUAACUAAUUACUUUUUUAAAGUAACGUGCCCAACACUGACCAUAACAAAUGAAGUAAUUGACAUAGAGCGCUGCCCACAACAUAAAUCGAAAGCGGAGAUUUAAAGCUCUCUCCCAGUUUUUUGGGGCACCGGUUGACCACGGAAAACCAGAGAUAUGAUCCUUCAAACUAGGAACUAUGUUCUCCACUAGAGGGCAGUGCACUCAUGCCCUUUGGGCUAAUGCUUCAUUACUGUUUUUUUUUUUGUCUCUCUUGCCUGAAUUUAAUGAUUUAAAAAAUAUAUAUUUCUUUCGCUUAAUGUGGUUAUGUAAUGGGUUAUUGUACAAUAAGUUCAUAUAGAUCAUGUUGUGCUGAGAGAGAAAAAUACCAUUGUUUAAAAAAAUAAUCCAAACAAAAAUAAGCAGUUACUCAAAAUGUUACUCAUUACAUGCAAAAUAUUUCCACUGGAUACUUUUUUACCUGUAUUUGAAUACAUUUUUGGGAUGACUACUUUUACUCUUACUUGAGUAAUAAUAUUUUACUUUAUUUUAUUUUAGUAACGCUACUCUUACUCAGGGGUGAAAGUGGGCCAGAACGGUCAGGAACGCAGUUCCGGUAUAGGAUUCAGGGCAAGAACGCAGUUCCGGUAUAAGAUUCAGGGCCGGAAUGCUGUUCCGGUACACGGUGCUUUGAUUCCGAAAAUAUGAAGGCAACUGUCAAAACGCAAUGUAAAAAAAAAAAGAAAAAAGAAAAAAAAAUGCUAAACUGCCACACAUGCAUUUCAUCUCCAAGAAUCUACCAACAUCAGAUUAACAUACACAAGUGUUAACAACAAGCAUAAUAAAGAGCUUGUGUAGCAUAACCACUAAUAUUUAUUAUUUAUUUUAUCCCACGGACGGCAUGGAGGUAUCCCCAGCUGCUGCAGUUAUCUGAGUCUGACGAUGAGUCACGUCAAUGUGUGAAUGCACGCAGCAAAGCUAAACGCCUGGACUCAUUUAUCCGUUCAAUUGGCUGACAUACUGACAUGUGAUCAGCAGAGAUCGUUAGCUCUGAUUGGGUUCAAAUGUGCAUGUUUUCUGGAAAAGCAAAAAAAAAAAAAAAAAAAAAAAAAGGUUGAAUUGAUGCGACAAAAAAGGGCAUUGCAACAUAAAAUGGAUCAAAU